AUGCUUGUGCUCGGAAGCAGCCUGAUGAGGACGCUGGCCCCGCGGGCUCUGGCGCGUCAGGUGUGCUCAUCUUUGACUACUGACCACAGACAACCAGAAGGAACAUUCUAUGAGUUUUGUACUUACUAUCUUAAACCCUCAAAUGUGGAAGAGUUCCUGUACAAUUUUAAGAAAAAUGUUCAUCUUCGGACAGCUCACUCUGAAUUGGUUGGAUAUUGGAGUGUAGCAUUUGGAGGCAGAAUAAACACAGUAUUCCAUAUUUGGAAGUAUGAUAGUUAUGCUCACCGUGCUGCGGUGUACAAAACCUUGGCCAAGGAUAAGGAAUGGCAACAACGAUUCCUCAUUCCAAAUUUGCCUUUCAUUGAUAAACAAGAGAGUGAAAUUACCUACUUGGUACCAUGGUGCAAAAUAGGAAAGCCUCCGAAGGAAGGAUUCUAUGAACUGGUUACUUUUCUCAUGAAACCCGGUGGCCCAGCUCUAUGGGGUGACGCAUUUGAAAGGGCAGUAAAUGCCCAUGCUAAUCAAGGCCACAUUAAACUAAUUGGUGUGUUCCAUGCAGAGUAUGGAUUGCUCAACAGAGUUCAUGUUCUGUGGUGGACUGAGAAUGCAGACAUUCGGGCAGCUGGGAGACAACAAGCACAUGAAGAUCCCAAACUCGUGUCUGCUGUUCGGGAAAGUGUCAACUACCUAGAUACUCAGCAGAAUAUGUUCCUGAUUCCGUGGUCGUUUUCACCACUGAAAUAG
Messenger RNA from Arvicanthis niloticus (Nile rat), 744 nucleotides. Its product is annotated as protein NipSnap homolog 3A-like. Gene Ontology annotation, cellular component: mitochondrion. The record is from RefSeq and is a predicted model, not a curated record. NCBI's taxonomy places the organism in Eukaryota, Metazoa, Chordata, Mammalia, Rodentia, Muridae.